AUGGUUCUUACAAAGAAAAACAAUGAACUUUUUUUGCAGUUUUUGCUCGAAAAGUGUGAAUCGGGAAAGCUAUUGAGAGCGAAGCUGAAAGCUGACGAGAUUCUUCCAAGUGGUGAAAAACGAGAAGUGUUUCCAUGUGAAUGGUACGAACUGGAAGAAGGAAACUCCUCCGAAAUGCAGCUCGUUAGGAAAGCAGACUGUAUAAGAGAGGACAACAGCGAAAAUGAGAUAACACUGCAGUGUGAAGUUUGCAUGCGAUGCAUUGUUCACGACGAGCUGCCCACGGCAGACACAGCAGAACACCAGUCUGAUGUUGCGAGGGCUGUAGGUGAGAUGUACAGUGAAGAAGUCCACACAGACUUCGAGCUGCACACAGAAGGCUCGGUUCUGAAGGCACACAAGUCACUACUGUCUGUGCGGAGCCCUUACUUCGCUGCCCUGCUGCAGCCUCACACGAAGGAAGCAAAGGAAGGCUUUGUGCAGAUCACCGAUGUGAAGACCGAAGCACUGAAGCAGGUUCUGCUGUUUAUGUACACGGGUGUGGCGCCGGCUCUCAAGGACAUGCCGUGGGACUUGCUGAUAGCUGCUGACAAAUUCCAGCUCCAGCAGCUAAAGCGACAGUGCGAGGCCCACAUCGCCAGCCAGUUGGAUGUGGACAACGCCGCAGAAACCGCAGCCAACGCCUUGCUGUUCUCCUGCGACAUGCUGUGGGACCGUGCGGUGUUUUUCAUCAGAACCAAUCUCUACCGGGUGAUGCGCACUCCUGGCUGGGCUUUGGUUAUAACUGCUCAUCCUGAAGCCAUACAGCGUCUCAGUGAGCUGAUGGGGUGA
Molecule: messenger RNA, 831 nt
Organism: Schistocerca serialis cubense
Lineage: Eukaryota; Metazoa; Arthropoda; Insecta; Orthoptera; Acrididae
Product: speckle-type POZ protein-like
Exons: 1
Coding region: 1-831 (276 amino acids)
Biological process (GO): proteasome-mediated ubiquitin-dependent protein catabolic process; regulation of proteolysis
Cellular component (GO): nucleus; cytoplasm
Molecular function (GO): ubiquitin protein ligase binding
Source: RefSeq, a predicted model, not a curated record